GCGUGAAGGGGCGCGGCUGCGCAGCGCCGGCGGGUUGUCCCAGCGCCCCCCUUUCCAGUCUGUGCGGUCCGGCGGGGACCUUGGGAGCCGAGGAGGACCCGCCGCAGUGGCUGCGGGAGGCCCCUGGUCUGCAUCUGCGGUUGCCAGGUAGGCGGGUGUGAGAGGCCCGAUCCUCCUGAUUCUCGAGAGGCCAUCCCGUCGCCAGCGGCACAAUGCUGUCCCCUCAGAGGGCUUUACUUUGCAACCUCAACCACAUCCACCUCCAGCAUGUCUCUCUGGGUCUGCACCUGUCCCGCCGUCCUGAGCUACGGGAGGGGCCCUUGAGCACGUCCCCUCCGCCAGGGGACACCGGGGGCAAGGAGAGCCGGGGUCCCUGCAGCGGGGCCCUGGUGGACGCUAAUUCCAACAGCCCGGCCGUGCCCUGCCGCUGCUGCCAGGGGCACGGGCCAGGCUUGGAAAACCGGCAGGACCCGGCACAAGAGGAAGAGGGGGCCGCCUCCCCCUCGGACCCGGGCUGCUCCUCGUCGCUCAGCUCCUGCUCAGAUCUUAGCCCUGACGAAUCCCCCAUCUCCGUGUACUCGCGGGGCCUCCCCGGCGACGAGCAUGUCCGCUCCCAGCCCAGCAUCACCCCCCUGGAGCAGGGCUCCCCACUGGCUUCCGCAGGCCCUGGCGCCUGCUCCCCGGACAGCUUCUGCUGCUCGCCUGAUUCCUGCUCCGGAGCGUCCUCCCCGCCGGGCCCUGGCCUGGACUCCAACUGCAACGCCCUGACCUCCUGCCUGGAGCCCCCUUCCCCGGGGCUGGAGGAAGAGGACGAGGGUGGGGAGCAGGACCUCCCUGCCUCCGAGCUCCCAGAGGCGGAUGAUGAUGGGAAAAUCGACGCUGGGAAGACCGAGCCCAGCUGGAAAAUCAACCCCAUUUGGAAAAUUGAUACAAAGCAGGCGGAAGCCGGCUGGAAAAUCGCGGAGAACAAUAACUCUAGCUGCAAAAUCAGUGGGGAUAGUAACUCCAGCUGGAAAACAGAACCCGGAAAACUCGACUCCAGGCGGAAGACCGCCACGGGGGUAGCCGACCCCGGCUCGAGAGCCGGUGAGGGGAGAGCCGAGGCGGGGUGCAGACGUGACGUCAGCGAGGAGCCGGCUGCCCGCCGGACCGUCACGUCCUUCCACGAGCUGGCCCAGAAGCGCAAGAGGGGCCCGGGGCUGCCCCUCGCGCCGCAGGUCAAAAAGGACCGCAGCGACUGGCUCAUAGUCUUCUCGCCCGACAGCGAGCUGCCCCCCUGCGGCUCUUUGGGCGGCUCCCCGGCGCCGCCGCGGGAGGUCACCACCUUCAAGGAGCUGAGGUCCCGGAGCCGCGCCCCGCCUCCGCCGCUGCCGCCCCGCGACCCCCCGGCCGGCUGGGCUCUGGUGCCGUCCCGGCCCCCCGAUGCCACCAUCCCGUCACCUCCAGGCACAACCCCUCUUCUCCACCCCCAUCUCACUCACAAGCCACAGACUAGAAUUUCCAACAGCCACACGCCACAGGCCGGCCGCGCCGCCCAAACCACACGGAGAGCGCGGCGUGGCCGCUCCUCGCUCGUGCCGCCUGCCCUUGCGCCAGGCCGGGGCCCAGCGUAUCCGUCAGUCACCGAGUCCUAA
This is a messenger RNA of Suricata suricatta (meerkat), 1634 nucleotides long. Its product is annotated as RUN and SH3 domain-containing protein 1-like. Gene Ontology annotation, cellular component: cytoplasmic vesicle. The record is from RefSeq and is a predicted model, not a curated record. The transcript is spliced from 3 exons. NCBI's taxonomy places the organism in Eukaryota, Metazoa, Chordata, Mammalia, Carnivora, Herpestidae. Bases 213 to 1634 code for a protein of 473 amino acids.